UUCCGUGCUUGGUAGUCUCCACUCGACCACGCCACUCCAUUUCCUGUCGUUACCGACAUUCCCGCCGCUUCCCACGCCAUUCCAUUUCCCCGCCGCCACUGCGGAUCCAGUCACCCCUUCCAUUCGCCAUCCCCUUUCGCUUCUCUUUCGCCGCCCUUUUCGCGAAUAUUCGCACACCAUGGGUGGAGGCGGCGGUGCUGCUGGCGGUUACCCUAACGUCUGGGCGUUAACCGGCGGGUGGUACUGCGAUCCGAAAUACUGGCGGCGCAACACGGCGUUCGCUCUGGCCGGUAUCUUUGCCGUCUGCGUUCCGAUCGCGCUGACGUCAGCACGGCUCGAGCAACGGCCGAUUGCGCCGAGCCGUGCCAUUCCCUCGCAAAUGUGGUGCGCCAACUUCCCCAGUGAGGAGAAGCAAGUAGCCGAGGAGUGAAGACACCGCUUGUUUAGGUUACUUUCCUAGUUGUGGAUUCUAAUUCGCCUAGCGAGGAGAAACAAGUCUCAGUAGAAAAAAUUGACUAGAAAGAUGGCUACAUGGGAAUACAACCUAAAGUGUUGUACUUAAUAUGAGUAUGCACCAGGGCUGACGUUUCAAAAAACGACACUAAGAUUUUGCUGUAAGAAACAGAAUGAAUGGAC
Molecule: messenger RNA, 636 nt
Organism: Closterium sp. NIES-67
Lineage: Eukaryota; Viridiplantae; Streptophyta; Zygnematophyceae; Desmidiales; Closteriaceae
Source: the annotation of a GenBank genome assembly